CAAAGCCCAAGAUAAUAAUCCAGCUAUAAAAUAAGGUGCCUGAUCACACAGCCGUCGAUCCAGCCAGUUGGAGAGCCGCAACAAUGAAGUGUCUGACGUUAUUAGCGCUAUUGGUCUUGGCCACGUUGGCCUUCGUGCAAGCCGGCAAGGUAAGCAUCAAGGGCGAGUGUGUCCACUGCAAUGAACAUCCCACCACCACCACACGCAAACCCUCCCCUGCCCGAGGUAAUGGCGGCAAAACUACGGCCAAGCCAAGGUCAAAAACUCCACCGGCCCGCAAGGAUUCGGACUCGGAUGAGGAUGAUGAUGAUCUGUCCGGAUGGUCACUGCAUCAGACCUCUGGCGGAGCUCAGCACAUAGCCAACAGGCGCCACAAGCGUCAGUGGGGCCGUGGGUGGGGUGGAAGCGAACAAUAUAUCGGCGGCUGGACAGGAAAUGGUCCCGUUACCACCAUUGAUUCCCGUGGCACUCCCGAUACAAUAGUCCGGAACAGCGAUUGCGUUGGAUGCAACAUUCGGGGUUGAGGUUGAGUUGAGAUUCAGAAAAAUUAGAUCAACGGAAGAGAUAAUCUUAAAGACAAAAAUUUUAAUAAAUAAAUUACCAAUCACAUAUAUAUAAA
This is a messenger RNA of Drosophila kikkawai, 619 nucleotides long. It is a transcript of the gene BomBc2, whose product is annotated as Bomanin Bicipital 2. Gene Ontology annotation, biological process: defense response. Lineage: Eukaryota; Metazoa; Arthropoda; Insecta; Diptera; Drosophilidae. The record is from RefSeq and is a predicted model, not a curated record.